This is a messenger RNA of Trichoderma reesei QM6a, 1362 nucleotides long. RefSeq lists its product as uncharacterized. Gene Ontology annotation, biological process: transmembrane transport. Gene Ontology annotation, molecular function: transmembrane transporter activity. The annotation marks the transcript as partial. The record is from RefSeq and is a predicted model, not a curated record. The transcript has 2 exons. Lineage: Eukaryota; Fungi; Ascomycota; Sordariomycetes; Hypocreales; Hypocreaceae.
GAAGACACACUCAAUCCACAGAAUUGGCCGCUAGCUGCAAGGUGCAAGAAUAUUGCCAUUUUGGCAUUUCUCAUCUUUGUACAAGGAUGGGCAGGCGCGUCAGAAUCCAUGGCGAACUCGGAAGCAAGCUCGCACUUCCACGUGAGCCAGGUCGCCGAAAAUCUGGAUACCGCAAUGUAUCUAUUCGGCGUUGGCAUGGGGUCACAAAUCGCCGGGCCCUUGUCGGAAACGGUAGGCAGAAACCCUGUAUACUUGUUAGCCACCUUCUGCUAUCUCUUCUUCGUCCUGGGCUCUGCAAAGGCGGCGACUUUCGGUGGACGCAUUACCUGUCGGCUUUUUGUGGGCUUGUUCUCAAGUGCUACCUUGUCAAUCAACGGAUCGAGUGUCAGGGAUCAGUUCAGAGACGUAAAGAGGGCUUUUGUCUUUCCAAUCAUCGCCUGGGUUAACGUGAUAGGCCCUGUGAUUGCGCCCAUAGCGAGCGGCUGGCUGGUGGCAAACCCCAGCCUCGGUUGGCGCUGGCCGGACUGGAUGACACUCAUCAUAUCCGGCGCCGCAUUCAUGAUCGCACUGCUAUUCCUCCCUGAAACAUACCUGCCACUGCUUCUGGACUGGAAAGCCAAGGAGCUUCGCCGGCUGACAGGCGACCAGAGAUACUCUUCCGAGCAUGCAUCGUCUGCAAGCCUCGCUGGUCGCCUGAAGCACAAUAUCAAGCUUGGUGUUACCUUUUUUUCAACAGAGAUCAUUGUGACAGUGCUGGGAUUAUAUCUGCUACUCCUCUAUACGCUUCUCUUUACUUCGCUUUCAGGGUUUGAUUACAUCUUCAAGGAGACAUAUGGGCUCUCUACUGGCCUCACCGGUAGCUGUUUUGCCUCGAUUGCGGUAGGAUCGACGGUUUUCACUUUCACUGCACCGAGCUGGUACGGUUGGGCUCGCAGGGCAACUGCACACGUGCAUGGGGCUUCCGUCAAACCGGAAUUUCGACUGUGGCCUGCGAUUAUUACUUCACCCAUGUUGCCUGUUUGUCUUUUCUGGCUUGGGUGGACUAAUUACCCAAGUAUUUCCAUAUGGAGCGGACUGGCCGCUUGCUGUGUUUUUGGGCUCGUCUUGACUGCAUUUUACGUGAGCAGUUACGAAUACAUUAUAGACAGCUACGGCGAUCACUCGGCUAUCGCCCUUGCGAGCAUCACAUCUCUUCGCUACCUGGCCGCAGGAGGCAUGGUUAUGGCGACCCGUCCAAUGUACACAGCCAUUGGAGUGCACUGGACAAUGACCAUCUUGGGCUGCGUCGCAACAGUGCUCAGUCCUGCACCUCUCCUAUUCUGGUUUUACGGACCCAGUCUCAGACGACGUAGCAGGUACGCG